This is a messenger RNA of Sphenostylis stenocarpa, 1428 nucleotides long. The record is from the annotation of a GenBank genome assembly. Lineage: Eukaryota; Viridiplantae; Streptophyta; Magnoliopsida; Fabales; Fabaceae.
AUGGCGUCGAAACGCAAUGGCGAUUGCAACUGCAACAAGAGUUUCGCGGACAGUUACAUGUUGCUUAAACCUGAAGACGCUUAUUUCUUGGAUCUUCUUCAUGUGCUAUAUUCCGGUAACUUGGGAAACAGAAAAUUUGUGGACAGCAACGCCGCCGGAGCUUACGACGGAAGCUUCCGCCAUAGAUGGCUUAUAGUCGUCUCUAUCUUGCUCCAGAAGUUUCUCUUGCUCAUCGCAAAGCCACUUGCGUUAUUCGGCUCUAUGGUCGAGUUCCUCAUCAACCUCGUUUUCCUCAACGGUGGCUUCCUCAUGAUCAUCGUUAAGUUCCUCACAGGUCACUUGGUCGUCCCGGAUCGUAACGCCCCAAAUUAUUUGUCUUGUAUCGGAAAUUUGGAUGCGCGUGUAAAGUUGGAUGCUAUUAAGCGAGACGACUGCAGGUACUAUGUUUCAUUAGCUAUGAUGGCUUCAAAAGCAUCCUACGAGAAUGCAGCUUACCUUGAAGCUCUGGUAAAAGAUCAGUGGAAGAUGGAAUUCGUGGGAUUUUUUGACUGCUGGAAUGAUUUUCAAGGAAAGGCCACAACCCAAGUGUUGGUUCUUUUGGACAAGCAUGAGGAGCGCGAUACUUACGUGGUGGCUUUCCGAGGAACGGAACCCUUUGAUGCAGAUGCAUGGUGCACUGACCUUGACAUCUCAUGGUAUUCGAUUCCCGGCAUUGGACAAAUGCAUGGUGGGUUUAUGAAAGCCUUAGGGCUACAAAGAAACGUGGGUUGGCCUAAGGAGAUUCAAAGGGAUGAAAAUCUUCCCCCGUUGGCCUACUAUGUUAUCAGAGACAUUCUAAGGAAAGGUCUGAGUGAAAAUCCCAAUGCAAAGUUCAUUGUUACAGGUCAUAGUUUGGGAGGAGCACUCGCAAUUCUGUACCCUACGAUCAUGUUCUUGCACAAUGAGAAGUUACUGAUGGAGAGGUUGGAAGGGAUUUACACUUUUGGGCAACCUAGAGUUGGAGAUGAAGUAUACGCAGACUUCAUGAGACAAAAAUUGAGGGAGAAUUCUAUUAGUUAUUGCAGGUUUGUUUAUUGCAAUGAUAUAGUUCCGAGGUUGCCCUACGAUGAUAAGGAUUUGCUCUUCAAACACUUUGGGGUCUGCCUUUUCUUUAACAGGAGCUAUGAACUCAGGAUUCUGGAAGAAGAGCCAAAUAAGAACUAUUUCUCGCCAUGGUGCGUGAUACCAAUGAUACUCAAUGCUGUUUUUGAAGUAAUAAGGAGCUUCAACAUUGCCGCCAAAAAUGGACCUCUCUAUAAAGAAGGAUGGUUUCUCUUUGCAUUUAGGUUAUUUGGUUUAGUAAUCCCAGGCUUACCGGCACAUGGUACACAAGAUUAUAUUAAUUCCACUCUUCUCGGAACAAUUGAAAAACACUUCAAAACAGAUUGA